This is a messenger RNA of Linderina pennispora, 824 nucleotides long. RefSeq lists its product as uncharacterized. Gene Ontology annotation, biological process: glutathione metabolic process. The record is from RefSeq and is a predicted model, not a curated record. Gene Ontology annotation, molecular function: glutathione transferase activity. The transcript has a single exon. Bases 118 to 783 code for a protein of 221 amino acids. Lineage: Eukaryota; Fungi; Kickxellomycota; Kickxellomycetes; Kickxellales; Kickxellaceae.
UACAGGCUAGCAGAACGUGGCAGAGCCCUAGAUCUAUAUAAACGCGCACCGCCCGUUCCUUCAGCUCCAUAUAUCACCAGCAAGAGCAUCAGCAUAUCUUUCGAAACAACACAUACCAUGGCAAGCAUAGUCUCUACCAGCUACAACCUGCGCUACUUCAACUUUCCUGGGCUUGCCGAGACCAUCCGUCUUCUGCUGUGCUCUAUCGGUGCUCAAUGGACCGAAGAGCACCCUGAGUGGCCAGAGAAGAAGGGUGAGCAGCCGUUUGGGCACUUGCCCGUUCUUGUCGAGAAGGAUUCAGGCGGACAAGUGCUAUUCACUCUUUCUGAGUCGCUUGUCAUCGAGCGCUACCUCUUGCGCAAGCACAGCCUAGUCCCGUCCGACCCCGAGCUCGCUGCUCGCCAGGAGCAGCUGCGAGACCAACUCUAUGAUGCCAUGGUCGCUAUGAGCUAUGCGAUGCACGCUGGUGGAGAGUCUGCGCAUAUUGUGGUGCGCAGGUGUACCGAGAUUCUCGAAAACUUGGGUCAGGUCCAUGGCAAGGCGCUGCGUGACAACGGCAGCAAUGGCCACCUUUUCGGCGACAAGACCACAUACCCUGAUCUUGCGCUUUAUGCGUUCAUCAGACACAUCCGUGCUGAAUCGGCGAAGGAGGAGUCGGCUGAGAUUGCUGCCCACUUUGAUUCGGAGGCGGCACCCGAGUUCAAGAAGCUUGUGGCAGUUGUUGAAGCGGACCCGGCUCUGCAGAGCUAUUUUGAGAUACAGGAGAAGAUUGGAAAGAGCUAGUUCUGUUUACACGUUUGGCAAUAAGACCUUGGCUUUGCUGG